Messenger RNA from Marchantia polymorpha subsp. ruderalis, 2208 nucleotides. The record is from the annotation of a GenBank genome assembly. Lineage: Eukaryota; Viridiplantae; Streptophyta; Marchantiopsida; Marchantiales; Marchantiaceae.
AGAAGGAAGACGUCGCCCUUGAACUUGUGAUGGCGUGAAAUUGGCGGGAGGUGGGUCAGCGAUGCGGACUGCGUCCCGGCAAGACGGGACACGCGAUGCUGGGCCAAUAAGAACGCGGCGCAAUGCCAGGUCGGAUCUGGGGACCGUCUCAAGAAGCCGGGAGCCGUAGGUAGGACAGGAGUUACGGGACCUGAUGGAGGUAUGACUUGGCAUGAGGAUGUCGAAGCCAGCUGCGCUACCGGGCCACGUAGGCCGCGUCCAGGGAACCGGAACCAGGAAGGCUGGGCAGGCAAGGCAGCUCGGCUCGGCGUUGCUCGUUCGAAUGCUGGGACCUUGCUUGGUACAUGAAGCACGAGGCUCGAGGCUCGAGGCGUGAGCGUUGCACUGAGGAGAGAUCCGGAAGCGCGGGCCCUUCGUCUGUCACGAGGAUCCGAGCAGUCUGAGUCUGAUCCGACGCGGUUGUCGCAGGAGGUCGAGCAAUUCUUCGGCGGAAUUCAGGUCGCGAAUUCGAAGGAAGAAAAAGGAUUUCCCGGUGUAGAUGUUGGUGUACUCGCAGGGUUUAGGUUUUGGGAACCGCAUUGGGCUCGAGGAUGGCUUCCACCGUGAGUGAACCGUUUGCAAGUUUGGGUGGGUGGAGUGGCUUGAAACGGCCCUUCCAUCAACCCGGAUUUGCAUGUCCUACGUAGCUGAACGCGUGCACAGUGGUCAUAAUCCAGCUUCAUCUUGGUGGGAGAAUGUGAUGUAGAUGGAUCAGUUUGAUAGAAAGCUUGGUGAGAGCCGAAUCCGCUCUGGAAGAAACUUAUAGGUGAAUUUUCGGGAAGGCCGAAAUGACUAGUGUUGUGAGGUCGGAGGAUGUUGUUGGAGUUGGGCCCAGUAGUGUUGAGCUGCAAGGAAGGAAUCAAGACGCCGAUUAUGUACGGCUGGGUCAUGAGGAUGAUGAUUUGGAAAUGGAGGAAUUUGACUUGUUGGUGCCAGAGGACAAUAGGUUUUGGAGCAGAAGAUGGUGGUGGUGGUUUAAAGUCGUGAGCAUCGGACUUAUUAUCGUUGGAGGUGGUGCUGCUUUUGCUUUUUGGGGUAUCCCGUUUCUUCUUGACAAGGUCAUCAUUCCGAUGAUGGUGUGGGAAGCCACAAAGUUCAGCAAACCAGUGUUGGCGAUUGUUCUCGUUCUUUCCCUCGCUUUUUUUCCAAUUUUCAUUCUUCCAUCUGGGCCAUCUAUGUGGUUGACAGGGAUGAUCUUUGGGUAUGGGUAUGGAUUUUUGAUCAUCAUGGCUGGGACUUUUUUUGGCCAAACGCUGCCUUACUUUAUCGGGCGAUGGCUGUUGCAUGACAAAAUACAAAUGUUUCUAAGUAGAUGGCCCAAAAAGGCUGCGGUUUUGCGAGUAGCAGAGCAAGGUAGUUGGUUCUCACAAUUCCGCGUGAUCGCCAUACUCCGAGUCUCGCCGUUCCCUUAUCCAUGGUUCAACUAUGCCAUCACUGGAACAAACAUUACAUAUGCCCCUUACAUUUCAGGCUCCAUGGCAGGAAUGGUCCCAGAGGCGUUCAUUACAAUCUACAGUGGAAGGUUGCUGAAGACACUGGCUGAUCUCAAACAUAGAGAUCGGCCUCUAACUUGGCCUGAAGUUAUAUACUACAUGGUGGGUUUUAUCAUAGCCACCACGACUGCGGUGACAAUCACGAUUUACGGCCGAAGAGCUUUACAAGAUUUGGAAAUACAAGAAGCUGCCGAAAGGGAAGCGGCAGAACGACAAAUGCCUUUGGAGGAUGUUGUGGCUGAUCGAGAAGAAAGUGGACUAAGGACAACAAAGAGGUCAUGGAGCGGUGAACUGGUUUCUGAGUCUUCAGUUCGACAAAAGAUAGAAAGGUCAUUGUCUUUCGACGAUAGACGAUAGACGUUUUUAGGGAUGUCUUUCCAUUUAUUGCGAGUACCACAUUGAGAGAAAAUUGCUUCUCUGAGCAGAUUUGCAUAUGCGACUAAUUCCAGCACACGGGGCAAUUUACAUUUAGGCACUACCCUUAAUACAUGAGAUUAUUAUCAAUUAGAAUUGGGUAGUCAAGAACUUACACUUAUUAUAGCUUCUGGGUGGUUCAGCUAGAAAGAGGGCCAGGGUUAGGCCCGUAAUAAAAAGUAAAUUUUUUUCAUGAACGUUAUGGUUUUCAAAAUUUGGUAGAGAAGUCUGCUUUUAACUUCAUUUGUGGUGAACUAUCUGA